UUUCCAGUAUUAUCAUAAUCCCAGUUUCAGUUAUCACAGUGUGUUACAUCAUAAUAAUCAUUACGAUACGACGUCGAGAAAAGAAUGGAUUUAUGCAACAAAAAGACAAGGAUUCACAUAAAGCCUGUCGUACCGAUGCUAGAGAUACAAGCAUAUCAAAGGCAAAGAUUAGGAGCAUUCAACUAUUGUUCGUUGUGGUGUUUGCAUACAUCACUUGUUGGGCUCCGGUUACUGUUGCCGGUAUUUUGUUACAUCAUGAAAUUGCAGAAAAAGGACUUUGGAAUCAGGUACUCUUCCUGCUUGCACCAUUAAACAGUCUUGCCAACCCGUUAGUGUUUCUCAUUUUCAAUAAGAAAAUGUUUCUUUCGAAAACGAAAAAAACAAAAACAAAAGUAAUGAAUGGAAUGGCCUUAGAAUGAUUAACCAAUAACGGCAGAAAUGAAGCUAGUGUUUUGUUAUGUCCAGUAAACGACAAACAUGGAUCCUGGUUGUUUCCAGUAGCAACGUUAGUGCUUUUAUCUCAUUACAGUCAAAGUUUUGUUUAGAUUAGUUUGUGAAAAGUA
Messenger RNA from Mytilus trossulus (common blue mussel), 563 nucleotides. RefSeq names its product cephalotocin receptor 2-like. The record is from RefSeq and is a predicted model, not a curated record. Gene Ontology annotation, biological process: G protein-coupled receptor signaling pathway. Gene Ontology annotation, cellular component: membrane. NCBI's taxonomy places the organism in Eukaryota, Metazoa, Mollusca, Bivalvia, Mytilida, Mytilidae. Bases 93 to 419 code for a protein of 108 amino acids. The transcript is spliced from 3 exons. Gene Ontology annotation, molecular function: G protein-coupled receptor activity.